This is a messenger RNA of Cyprinodon tularosa, 6626 nucleotides long. It is a transcript of the gene camsap3, whose product is annotated as calmodulin regulated spectrin-associated protein family, member 3. The record is from RefSeq and is a predicted model, not a curated record. The transcript has 18 exons. Gene Ontology annotation, molecular function: spectrin binding; microtubule minus-end binding; calmodulin binding. Gene Ontology annotation, cellular component: microtubule minus-end. Gene Ontology annotation, biological process: neuron projection development; negative regulation of microtubule depolymerization; cytoplasmic microtubule organization. The coding region runs from base 405 to 4658 and encodes 1417 amino acids. NCBI's taxonomy places the organism in Eukaryota, Metazoa, Chordata, Actinopteri, Cyprinodontiformes, Cyprinodontidae.
AGUAUGGAGCACCUGGUAGUCACUCAUCGACUGGACUAAAGUGGAGCUGUGUACAGUGGACUGACAAACACAGCAAUGCGGACGAAGAGAGGCUGAUACAAGGGGGGAAUAGUCCGGCUUUCUGUAACAUAUCAACGUAUCUAAGCUUUAAUAGCUUGUAAAGUAUAAAGAAGCGGAUAUUUCGUCCUCGAGAGGACGUUGAAGAGGACGUUAGCUCGCUUGGAAGCAAAACCUGGGCGGAUAUUUCCCGAGGAAAACCUGAAACCACAUCCGUAUUCCCAGCCCUGCGGUCGUGUGGAAUACAACUCAACUAAAAGAAUGGUUGCCUGAGCAUUUUUAUCCAGUCUCCUUCACCUUUCGCCAGCAUCGCUUGGGAUUUUUUGGGUUAUUUUAACAGUGCCGCUAUGGUGGACUCCCCCACUAAGAGGAAGACUUUUGUGGUCCCAGACAUAAAGCCGCUGGAUCUGUAUGACUGCAGCAGAUCCAAAAUAUGCGCAAGUGUAGGAUGGCUGCUGGCGAAGUCCUACGGGAGCUCAGAAAAUGUCCCUGCAGAACUGCGUGACCCCUUCUACUGUGAUCAAUAUGAACAGGAGCAUUUAAAACCACCAGUCACACGCCUGCUCCAGUCCUCAGAGUUAUAUUGUCGCAUCUACAGCAUUAUAGUUGGAAGUGCUGGAUCUGAGGCGCAGCCCAAAGACAACGUCACCCUGCUGCACCAACUCUCUCAACGAGGAGUAGUCGCCAAAGAUCACGGAGCAACAGUGACGGAGGCAGACCUUCGACAUAAACCAAUUAAGAUGAGCGCCCAUCUGGCAGUGAUGGAUGCUUUGAUGGCAGUGGGAGCCAUAGAGACUGUAACUGCAGUGAAGACAUAUGGAUCUGCUGAAUUAGUGGAUGGAGCUGCUAGCUGGGAAGAUGCUCUACUUAACUGGGUUAAUGUGUUAAACCAGAAGCUCAGAGAACGAAGUGAAGGAGCUCAGAAUGACUCUGAGGCAGCAACAGAGCCCCAACCUGUUGAGCCCUCUUGUCCUACACGCUGGUAUUGGAAACUUGUUCCUCUCCGCUACAGGAAGGAUAAAAUACAGUCCAAAGUGAAGCCGAUAUUUCCGGAAGUGAAUGAAGUUAAAGACCUCUCCAGCGGUUGUGCUGUUGCAGCUGUCAUACAUUACUAUUGCCCUGGGUUAUUGAGGCUUGAAGAUGUUUGUAUGAAGGACUCCAUGUCAGCAGCAGACAGCCUGUACAACCUGCAGUUCAUCCAUGAAUUUUGUGACAGCUGUUUGAAGGGCUGCUGUCACUUGACACUCGAAGACAUGCUCUACACCCCACAGGAGCUACAGCUCAAUUUUCUGAGUUUCCUGUCUGAGCUUCUUCACUGGUUUGAAGUUGAAAAGCCAGAAUUUGUUCAGCCGAUCCACGCUUCAGAUGGAUCCACAUCUAGGACAUGUAGCGUCGAUGGUAACAGUUCGUCUCCCUCCAUCUUCAGGAAGCCUUUUCUCCCCAUUUCGUCUUCUGCAUCAGGACCUUUGACUCAGUCUACCUCCAUGUCUCAUAUAGAAGGAGUUGGAAAGACUUGGAGCAAGAAACCUCUCAGCCGUCCCCUGUCAGCAGUAUCCUUCAGCAUUCCUUUUGGCCUUGACAGUGAUGUAGAUAUAGUGAUGGGCAACCCUGUAAUAACCCGCUCCAUGAGCUCAGAUCAGCUAAACCCACCAGGUCACAGCAUGAAAGAACCCUACACUCCUCCCGAAGACAUCAGCCAUUUGGUUGGUAAAUCCCCUGGACCAAACGGUCCACAGAGGGCAUCAUGGGCCACACAGACUCCAGUUAUCCCAAGGGUUGCUGAGGAGAAUGGACUGGAGACAAAUGAAACUGGUGAGCUUCCUACAAUUGAAGAGGCUCUUCAAAUAAUUCACAAUGAAGGAAAGAUGGAACCUCGGUUACACCCUGAUGGUGCUCCAGAUGGCUUCUUCCUCCACUCUCCUGAUGAUCCUGCUAGUUCUAGAUAUGAUGGCAGCCUGGCACCCAUAAGUUGCUCUGCCCCAUCACGAUCUGGAAUGAUGUACCAGUCUAAAGAGCCAGCUCGCACCAGAAACACCUCAGGAUGUUCACAGGAUGAUGAUUCAGUAAUGAGAGAUGGGAGUUUGGAUUCAGAUACCUUUGAAGACCUGCCAAAGGCCCAGUCGACUCCAAACACACCAGCUGCCAAUGCAAAAACUUCUGCUGGCUAUAAUAAGGAGGCACCUGACAGCGGAGUGAAGAUGACGAGCUUUGCUGAGCGCAAAAAGAGACAGAACCUGGAUUCUCCUAAAGCUAAUGAUCCAUCAUCUCCUCAGAUGACCACAUGGGCGCAGAAGUCUGAAGAAAGCCCGAGCAAAAGUCCGCAACUAAAUAAUGAAAUGUCUGAACUGGGAGCUCGACUUGAAGAAAAACGAAAAGCCAUUGAAGCCCAGAAGAAACGCAUUGAGGCCAUUUUUGCAAAGCAUCGCCAAAAACUGGGGAAGAGUGCCUUUCAACAGCUUAAAAAGGAGCAGAAUGAGGCUGAUUUUGAGGGGAAAGGAGGAAGUGGUCAAGUGAAUGCCCCUUCCAAACAUUUGACAUUUGAGGAAACUCUUGCUCGAAUGGAGGAGGAGGAAGAAAAGGUACAAGAUCAACAGCGCCUCUCUGUGGAGGGUGACAUAAGUGUUGGAGGAGGACCCCUGCUCAUCAAAGACUCCACGCAGCUUAAAGAAAAGGCAGCUAUGGCAGGAGAGAAGAGCUUAGGGACACCUGGAGAAAAGACAGUAGCUCCUUUAGGGGAUUAUAACAAUGCUGUUUCCAAGUUGACUGCAGCACUAUCCUCCCUGCAAACUGACAUGCAGAGGCUGAGUGAGCAGCAGGAUCAACUCAUCAAGAAAAAACCUGCAGCAUCUGCAAACAAAUCCUGGGUUAUUCCAGCCAACCCUAAACCUUCCAGCUCAGGUCCUCGUCUCUCGCGCGAAUCCACCAGAAGUUUAAACUUGACAUCCUCCUCUCCCUCACCAUCGCGCAGAAUGACUAAUAAUACCGCUCCUCCAAAAUCUCCUAAUGUUCACCGGAGAGCUCACUCUGUACCCCCAAAAAGUCCAAAACACAGUCGCCAAAUGGACACUAAGUGUCCCACAUCGUCAAGGGUUCUGACACCACCUCAGAAUGUGGACAACAUUCCCCAUCGGCGUCGAGUAAAUCCUUGGCAGUCCCAAGUUCAGACUUCAUCCUCCAUCUCUUUAGGUAACUCUGAAAGCAUGGAUGAACUGCGCUCAAUCGGGCCUACUCCUGUCCCCUCUCCUUCACCGACUCCUAUACCAUCAGAGGCAGGCUCCAAUGAUGGACAGAGUAUUUUUAGCAUGGACAUGGAGGCAGGGCACUCCCCUAGUCCUCUGUUAAGGAAGGAAGGUCUUGCUAGUGCAGGCUGCAGCUCUGGUGCCCCUUCAGAGUGCUCCUUUGACAGUGAAGCCCCUGCUGGAAUGUCAAAUGGCAAACGCAGCAGUCUAAUAGAGAUCCCAUUGGGAGCAGAAAGAGAGGAGGAUGACCAGAUGCCUGUAUUCGAUUCGGAGAGUGACCGAACAGAGACAGAAACAACGGGGGGAGUUGGCUUCUUUUUCAGGGAUGAAAAGGAUCGACCAGAGGAUGAAAUGGCACAGCGAAGAGCCGCUUUGCUUGAGAAGCAACAGAAGAGGACGGAAGAGAUGAAGAGACGCAAACUUGAGCAAGAGAAGGAAAAAGAAUCAAACAAGCCUCAGUGGAUGAUCAUUGAGGGCUGGGGCAAUAAGAAUGAAGAAACACCCCAGAGCCCGGCCACCCCUCCAGCAUCAAGCACCCCAGCAGAAGGGACUCCCAAGCGCAGAGACGAGUUUACUAGGCAGGAGUAUGAGAGGCGACAGCAACUUAAGAUUAUGGAAGAUCUGGACAAAGUGCUGAAGCAGAAACCUACCACUGUACGCGGCGUAAAGAAGCAAAGACCCAAGACCGUUUUCAGAGAUGACUCAGUUUUGUCCAGCAGUCCUGUCAAAGGAAAUAGGCUGAACAAAGUGUACUCCCACUCAACGAUGAACCUGUCAUCUAUGGCUAAUGACUCUGGAGGUCUGACUGUCAGGAAAUCUCCAAGCCGAUCACACUCUCCCUCCCGCUCACGGCUAAUGUCACCAGGGCGAAGAAGUGCCCAGAAUGGGGACUGGGAAAAUGGUUCCACCAUUUCCUCCCCAGCGUCCAUCCCAGAAUACACAGGACCAAAGCUUUACAAGGAACCUAGCUUUAAGUCAAACAAAUUUAUCAUCCAUAAUGCUAUCACGCGCUGCUGCCUGGCUGGAAAGGUCAAUGAACCACAAAAAAACAAGAUUGUUGAGGAAAUGGAAAAAAGCACAGCUAACCACUUCCUAAUCCUCUUCCGAGAUGCCAGUUGCCAGUUCAGAGCAGUAUACACUAUGAACCCUGAAACCGAGGAGAUGGUACGGCUCACUGGGAUUGGCCCGCGGAUCAUUACGCCUGAGAUGGUCGAGUCCAUUUAUAAGUACAGCUCUGACCGUAAACAGUUCACCGCCAUCCCGUCCAAAACCAUGUCCAUGAGUGUGGACGCUUUCACCAUCCCUAACCAGUUCUGGCAGAAGCGGCCGGGAACUCCUAAGAAGCUUAGCACCCCAAAAUAGACAUCUGCCUAAGGUUGGGAAGGAUGUUGUAAUUCAGGAAAUAAAUCCAAAUUGCAAUUGUGGAGUGUUGGAUUGUUUUGUUGUAGGGAGAAAAAUGGCUUGAGCGCUCAGGUAUUUGGCCUAUUAUAAAGUUGGACCCAGAGAUCUGUCCAGGCUGCAAUAUUUGCCUAGACGAUAUGUCCACUCCUUGAAUCAGCCAAUCUAACAAUAAUGUUCAGUCAGAUUGUAAAGUGUAAUGGGACAAAUUUUCAAUUGGAUAGACAACUGUUUCCUAUCUCCUCAUCAUGCCUUGCCUUACCCAUCAUGUCUGAGUCAUGUUCUUUGUUAUUUUUUGUUGUUGUUUUUACUCAUAAAGGGACAGGGAAAAUGACACUGCCUUUGCCUACGCAACAGUAUUUUGGGCACAUGUGGCUCCCACCCUUCUAGGCUCUGCUUGAUUUUUUUCCUUUUGCUGCCUUUUCUUCUUCCAGGGCUCACUUCGGGUUUACUGAGACAGGGUUUCACUUCGGUCUACUGAGACACAUGGCUCACUUCUGAGUGGAAACCAGGGCUGAAGUGUGUAGGCAGUUAACGCUGCUCCCAUAUGAAUGUAGGACACACUUUAACCUUUCCUAGCCAGGACCAGAAAACGCCACAGAUGUUCAAGGUUUACUGCAUUUUGCUUUUCACAUUUAAAACUGCUUGUGCCCCAUACUUUCUGCACUCCACUCCAGCUCUUUUCAGGUGUUGACAUCUGGAUGUUUUUUUUUAAUACUUUUUGACAUGUUUUUGCUAGCGACAGAUUGGGGCUUUGGGAGCUGAAAGAAGGAAAAAAAAAUUUCCCAGGAUUGUUUCCUCUUUUGUUGCUUUAUCAUGGAAAUAGUACUUUGUUUUGGGGGGAGGGGAACAUGAAGGAGGGCUUCAUCUUGUUUAUCAAUAGCUGGAUAAAGCUAUUUAAGAGAAUGAUAAUCAAUGUUGAUUUAAUAUAUGCUGAAUAAUUCCUUUUUUGCUGCUGAUGAUUUGUAAAAAAAAUAAAAAUGUUGACCUUUGUAAGCUAAGAAUAAGCUAGCCUGCUGCUUAAGCAUUAGUGACAUGGUAUGUUUGAGAUGAUAAUGAGUGAAUGAGAAGGACGUUUGCAUUGUUCAACAGCUAAAAUUGCAGAUACUGUUUUAGGAUGGUUAAAUACUUCAGGUCACUGAGCUUGUUUCCUCAUGCAUUGUUCCCUGUUUGUAUGUCCAGACAUAUAAACAGUAGGUUUAUUAAUGAAGGAUCAUUCUGGACUGUAACAGCCCUCUUCUACCCCACAGUCUCUUGAGACUCCUUCACGUACAACUGGGGAAUGUAAAAUGCCAAGUUUUUUUUUCUCAAUGUUAAGAAGAAAAUGACACCAGAAUUGUUUGAUUAAUUUAUUGUUGACACCGAAUCCUGAAAAUUUGCUUUUUUUUUUUUGCAGUCUUGCAGCACUACUACAGUUGCCACAGAGCGGCUAUAUUCUUUUAAAAUCACAGUUUGCCUCCAUGUAAUGUAGUGUUUGAUUGGGAUUCCUGUGGAUGAACUGCUAAAACUAUGAAUUUGAAAUAAACUGUUGAUUGAAUAAGUGUUUGUGGGGGGUUGCAUGUAAAUGAAAUGGUUGACUGUGUUUAUGUAAUUGUAAUGCUUCAUAUGUGGUAGUGAAUACCAUGUAUUGAUUCUGUGCAAUUCCCCCUUAAACUCCCCACCUCACCUAGAGGUAUAUUUAUUUCCAUUUGAUUUAGUUGACAAGUUUUAUUUUUUAGUUUAAGGUUUCACUUUGUUCUUUUCUCUCCAUUUCUUUUCUAAUCUUUUCUUUCUUGAGUUAAGGUUAUGUGUCAAAUUGCCAUUUCAGAGAAGAAGUUAUGUUUGUUUGGUUUCUCCUGUUUUCUUUUCUGUGCCCAGCACAUUUUGUAUGUUUAUUUUAUUAACUGAUUCCUUGGCAACUGGACCAGAAAAAUAAAAUCCUUUUUUAAAUCA